Molecule: messenger RNA, 4916 nt
Organism: Seriola aureovittata
Lineage: Eukaryota; Metazoa; Chordata; Actinopteri; Carangiformes; Carangidae
Gene: s100u
Product: S100 calcium binding protein U
Exons: 3
Coding region: 191-865 (224 amino acids)
Cellular component (GO): perinuclear region of cytoplasm
Molecular function (GO): calcium ion binding
Source: RefSeq, a predicted model, not a curated record
UUGUCAGGGGGAAAAAGUUUUUAAGGAAAGAAAAAAACCUAAAUCACGGAAGAGAUUCUGCAGUCCUACUAGUUUGGCAAGUUCUCUGGGCUCAAAGCGGCGUAGAAAGGCGGAGAAGAGGAGAGAAACUCACAUCUGUGCACAUUUAUACACUUCUCCUGUCCCACAGACGGUAUACGAGAGAGGAGUCAUGGAGGCUGCAAUUCAGACCCUGGUGAAGGUCUUCCUGAAGUCGACCAAGGGAAAGGAGAGUCUAGGAAAGAAAGAAUUCCAGGGCCUCGUCAAGUCCCAGCUCAGCAACAUCCUGUCGGACACAGACAGCAAGGAGGCGGUCAGCAACAUGGGUCAGGGGCUGGAUGAGAACCAGGAUGGCAAGGUUGGCUUCGAGGAGUACAUGAAGCUGGUCGGCUACCUGGCGGUCUCGCUCAGCGAGCAGCGUAGCCUCGCCAAAGAGGAGCCUGCCCAGAAUGCUGCAUCUGGACAGGUGGCACAAAGUACCCCUGACAAAGAGGAGGAGAAGCCAGAGGUAAACCUAGAGGCAAAGGAGGAAGCAAAGCCAGAAGCAAGCGAAGAGCCGAAAGCAGACGCAACUGCUGAAGUAAAGGUAGAAGCAAAUGCAGAAGGAGAGGUGGAAGUAAAGGUAGAAGUAAAGGCGGAAGGAGAGACGCAGCCCGAGGUCGCCAAGGAGGAGCCGACAGCGGCGGCGGUGACAGCAGCGGCAGAGGCGGCGGCGGCGGCGGUGGAAGUGGUGGUGAAAGAAGAGGAGAAGGGGGAGGAAACAGACAAGGUGGAGGAAGCUGCAGAGAAGGUGGCUGCGGCUGUGGUGGAAGAAGUGGAGAAGAAGACAGAGGAGGCGACCUCAUAGGGGACAAUCCAUUCCUUCACAAGAAAAUCACACUACACACUUACAUGAAACACUACACAUAUCAUAGCAUUAACAUUGCCAAAAUAUAUUUGUAAGCCACUAAACAGUUUUUGUUUUUAAAAUACACACAACUUUGAAAUACAAAAUAUAGGUAAAAGUUCAAACACUACAAAGCCAGCUCUGAAGAAACCCCAUUCCUUAUAUAUGAUAAAUAACACAUGUAUAUGAGCGUACACUCAUUGCUUUGUACUGCUAGUUACCACUAUGUUCAUAUGUACAGCAUGUGCCUCCCACUAUAUAGCACAUUUACCUCAUCAUGAUAAUAUACUAUGAUUGCAUGCAGACGUACACUAUCAUGUGCAUGCCAUGUCCCUGUGAAAACCUCACUGCCAAAGUCUGAUUUCCCUGCACACGAGACCAAAGUGUCACUGCAUGUUCACACACCACUGCAGACAAGAGGUUUGGUUUAAAAUCCUGUCCUCUCCUCACUUUUGACUCUGUCUGGGUCUCUUCCUCCACAGUUGUGUCACGCAGCCCCGCAUCACUUACUGUUUAGUGAAAUAUCACUGGUGUACAUCUUGCAAGGUACUAAUGGCUUAAAGGAAUAGUUUGACACUUUGGGGAACAUGCUCAUUAGCUUUCCUUUCAAGAAAACCAAUGAGACAAUUGACAGCAUUCUUGUGUGUCUGUUGAGAUGAAGCUACAGGCGGUUAGCUCAGCCUAGAAUAAAGACUGGAAACAGAGGGAAACAACUACGCUGGCUCUCUAGGGAACAAAAAACACCCACCAGCACAUUUAAAGCUCACUGGCUAAUAUGUUAUGUCUUGUUUAUACUUCACUUUUUGUACGGAUUAAAGAAACUAAGAUAUAAUUUGUUAAUUUGUGAGCUCGAGGCAGAUUUUGUUUCCUUCAGACAGCCACGCUCGCUGUUUCCCUUCAGUUUUCAGUCUUUAUGCUAAGCUAAGCUAACUGGCUACUGAAAGAAAGCUUUAUGCUUACCAAACAGGCAUGAGAGUGAUAUCAACCUUCUCAUCUAACUCUUGGCAGAAAGCAAAUAAGUGUAAAUCCCAAAAUCUCAAACUAUUCCUGCAAUGGUUGCACAAAAAUCAUCCAGUAACACCGUAUCUGUUUUUUUCACAUCCUCAUCUUUUAACCCACAGUGCUAUGGAGCUGAUUUGGCAUGACAAUAAACAAAUUGUUUUGCUGAAGCUUUGCAUUCAGCUCAUCUUAAUUGUGUACUCAAUGCCCCAUCACACCCUCUUCUCACUCUAUUUCAUGGGAUCUCUGUCUCUUUCCUGUUGUUUUUUCUGUAACUCUCAGAGAGGUUAACGUCAUCUGGAGUCUACAGUAUAUUCUCCUCACUCGUAGUCAGCCAUGGAUUAUUAACUGGAAGAUCAGGCGUGGCCCUUGGUUAAAUAAUUAAGGUUUGAGGAUGGAAACCACACCAAAGGACCCUUAUGGUCAAAAGGUGAGCCAAAAAUAGUCCCAAGGGAGUGGGCUGGUCACUGGAGGAGCAAGUCAGGGAAGGUGUACAUGCAACCUAAUCCGCCUGGAUUAGAACUGGUGGAGAAGAACAAGAUAACAAACACCAAGAAGUAAAGAAAGCCAUAACAGGUGUCACCUGGUGGCAGUUUUUUAUCUAAAGUACUUUACAAUACGAUAUUGUGUUCUCCAAACUGCACUAUUACAAUGGUCCUAUUCUACUUAUUGAUCCAUAAAUGUGCCUGGCUCUAGAGUAUCUGGUGUAGCACUGAAUUGGAGUGACAGAAACUUUAGCUCUUUUUUUGGGGGGGUGGGGGCUCUGUUUAAAAUUGCUGGUUGUUGCUUGUUGUUUUCCACUGGUUUUUGCACCAGUUGUUCAGGCUUGCGUGUUUGUUUGUUGGUCACACCCUCAUUCAGACCCUGUUUGACGUGCAACUGGAUCCCUGAGUCCCAGGCACUGGGAAACUACUGGAUUAGGCAUUUGAGGGUUGGGACACAAACAAUUACAUGAAAGUAAUCCUGGGCUCCACUGAUCCUGCCCGUCAGACCAGGUGCUAGUGUCAGAGGGAUCAUUGUCAGAGGUUGUGCUUUUUUUUUUUCUUUUUUUUUUUUAAGUAAAAAGGAAUACUGAGCCAACAAUAUGAAUCUAUGUGGUGUGAUCUUUUACAACAGGCUAAUAAUAAGAUGUUGCAUGCUAUCAGAAACUUAUUUGCUAAAUACAAUUACCAUUGUAUUACCAUUAUUGUAGCCAUUAUUUAAGUUCUACAUGGCCUCUUUAUAUUUAACUUUUUAACCUAAUUCUUUCUUGUUUGGACCACUAUGGAGAUCACUUGAAAACGUAGUUCUUUGUCACAUUACAUGCAAUUUGUUAAUUACAAUUUAAUGAUUUGUAAAUUGUCUCAUCAUCAAUAAUGCAGCCAUGAGAAAAAGGCUCGUGUUGCGGGAUUGCUGUAUUAUAGGUCUGACCUGACCGGCCCGGUCGUGCUUAAGGCACACACGUUUUGGGCACACUACCAAAUGUGCACCUCUUGCACUGUAACAGCACCAGGCGCUUUGAACCGCUCGGCAGCGAAAUAGGAAAAGACAAAUAAGCCGAGUCAUGUGGUCACCCUGCCUCACUGCGACACUCCCAUUGUAAAUACUCUCUCAUUUACACUCACUCUGCUCAGCCUUUAUACUCAUACACAAGUACGCUUUGUUUCCUGCAUGAUCUAUUACUAACAAAAUUAUUGAGACAUUUUGGGCUAUUUAGGCUUUAUUAUUAUUAUUUCUUUUAUUAAAACCUAUAUUCUUUUUAUAUAUAAAAAAAAAAAAGUAAGGUACUUCCUGUGAAUGAUGGAAACAUAUCACUCUCUUGCACCAUCUACAGCCAGUCUCCUGUUCAACAUGUACAUAGGCCUCAGGCAUCUUUUUUUUAAAGGAAAAACCUGAAAAAUGAUGAGUGGAGAAACUGGAUGAAACUGCCUCCAUCCACAGGGCACGAGUAUGAAAAUGAUGUGAAUCCUUUACUAUGGCCUUCACAGUCACCAGAUCUCAAUCCAAUUGAACACCUGUUGGAGAUAUGGAUGUAUUUGUGUGUAUGUGUGUAUGUGUGUGUGUUUGUGUGUGUGUGUGUGUGUGUGUGUGUGUGUGUGUGUGUGUGUGUGUGUGUGUGUGUGUGCAAAUGUGUACAUUGGCAAGCUGCAUACCUUAUUUGCUACUUCCCAUAGGCCAGGCGUGUUUAAACACUCUACAGUUUUCCCUUUGUUCGGCUAAUUCAUUAAAAUCGUGAUCUUUUGUGUUUUUUUUUCUCUCAAUCACCAUAAGCCAAAAUAUGGUCAGACGAAACUGGAUCAAGCAAAAUUCGCUUAACUGAUUUUUUUUUUAUAUUAAAAUUACUUGACUCGCACUACACCAAUAGAUUCCUGGACUUAGAGUGAACCGACCUGGGUUAAACAUCAUCUGGAAAUUAUUUUAUCUCAUCUAAUGCUUUCUUUUAAUCUACUUGGAAUAGCAGAUGGACGGAUUGAGCUGUGAGCGCUACGUUUUCUGUCAGAGAGGUUGAACUGUAUGCACUGGCAGUUUUUGUUACUGUCCCAUAGUGUAAACCGCACCCAACCUUUACUCCAUGUAGAUUAAAAACAUGCUGGAACCAAACACAGCAGAUUAGCAGCAGGGAGUGUUUGCAGACAGAUUUUCAUUGCCACACAAUAAGUCUCAUUCAUUGAGUCACAGUAGAUGAAGAUAAAAGCCUGUGUUAAGAGUCCUCCCAGAGGAUAUGAUAAGUGUACAUACAAGUGUGUGGAUGUGCUUUUAGGGCUCAUUGGGUCAAAAUGUUUGUGAUUAUGGGACCAUUCCCAGGAUAUUGUGCAGGCUUUCAUCACUGUACGUUGAUGUAUUCUUGUUUAUCUCCUGCCAAGUACUAGAGGGUGUGUGUGUCUAGCAGCUGGACUCAUUUCAGAUUCCACUAUCAAGUCACGUAAACUCCACUAUGCUAGUAUUUCAACUUCAUAUAAUGCUGUAUCAUUUUUGCUUAUUCUAUGUAACAUGUGUAAUGGCUAAUAUGGAAUAAAACUGUGACAAUAACAUA